AAGGCGAUUAAGGUCACAUUGAAAACUGUCAGAAUUAUAGAUAUAAGAUAUUUUUAUUUCUUUAUUUUUUCGCGUUAUUCUUCCAAAUUAAAUCAUGUUUUCCAAAUUCCGACUGUUCAAUGGGUUAAUUGUAAACACAGCCAGACGAACCUGUUCAAUUUACUCCGGCUACCAAAACACAACCAGCAAAAGUCCCACCGUGAACCUGUUGAAACCGGCCAGCCCCUACAGGCAGGCCCGAUUUCCAUCGACUUUCCAAAUCACAACGACCAAUAAUCAAAUUUACAUUGAUGUUCAAGGAAGACGAGCCGUGCUACUUUUUGACCUUCAUGAACAAGUGAUGACAAUAACUCAUACCAAAGUCCCCAAAGAACUCGGAGGGCAUGGAUUUGGCAAGAUUUUGGCGAAGGCGGCUCUUGACUUCGCCCUCUCAAAUGGGUAUUUUUUAAGAGUAAAGUGUGCUUUUGUCAAGCACUACAUAGAAAAAUAUGAACCGCAAUACGCCCAGUACAUGAUAUGAUAAGGAAUUUAAAUUCUAUAAUUGUCAAUCAAAUUACUAAUUGCUUAUUUCCUCAAGAACAAUUCUGUAAUCUAAUAAAAUAGGAACAAUAGCUAACCAUAAAGUUAGUUUACACAA
Drosophila serrata is the source of this 637-nucleotide messenger RNA. RefSeq lists its product as uncharacterized. NCBI's taxonomy places the organism in Eukaryota, Metazoa, Arthropoda, Insecta, Diptera, Drosophilidae. The record is from RefSeq and is a predicted model, not a curated record.